Messenger RNA from Scaptodrosophila lebanonensis, 693 nucleotides. It is a transcript of the gene B9d1, whose product is annotated as B9 domain-containing protein 1. Bases 16 to 612 code for a protein of 198 amino acids. Gene Ontology annotation, biological process: cilium assembly. Gene Ontology annotation, cellular component: MKS complex. The transcript has 3 exons. The record is from RefSeq and is a predicted model, not a curated record. Lineage: Eukaryota; Metazoa; Arthropoda; Insecta; Diptera; Drosophilidae.
CAAUUUCCUAAGGAUAUGGAUGGAAAAAUCACGGCCAGCUACUUUAGUUUAUGCAUCGCGGGGCAGAUAGUGUCUGCCACCUUUCCGCUGGGACCAGAUACGGAGUUUGUCUUUUGUCGCUACGAGUUGGUUGCCGGACCAGACUGGUUGCUGUGCUCGGGUCCGCAGCACGGACUCACACAAAUGGCCACAAACAAAGGCGGCAACUUCAAUGACAAAAUUAUAUUCAACAUGCCCAUUGAGGCGACAUACAAGAGCACGAGUCCUUUUGGCUGGCCGCAGCUGCUGGUCAGCGUGUUUGGUUGCAAUGGUCAUGGUCGAGAGCGCCUACUUGGCUAUGCCAGGGUCCACCUACCCCUCUUUGGUAGUCAAUGUGACCAGAGCUCGCAACCCAUGCUCAAUGCGCCCAUCUUGAAGCCCAAAUGCCCUAACAUAAUCGCCGACUUGACCAGUUGGAUGAUGAGACGAGAGCCCGAACUCCGCGAUGCCAAAGUACUGCUGGACACCAUGAAGUGUAAAGGUCUGUCCAUGGAAUCUUACGGCACAUUGGAGUUACAACUGUCUACCAUAAUGAGAGGAGCGCAGAAGCUUGGCUAUAAUUGGCACGUUUGAGCGCUUCUUCCGCAUUUCGACAUCCGUCCUGCCAUGUGCAGCUAGUCUUAGCGUCUUUAAAUAAAGCAAAAAACCUGCAAA